Molecule: messenger RNA, 911 nt
Organism: Helicoverpa zea (corn earworm)
Lineage: Eukaryota; Metazoa; Arthropoda; Insecta; Lepidoptera; Noctuidae
Product: serine protease snake-like
Exons: 5
Coding region: 558-869 (103 amino acids)
Source: RefSeq, a predicted model, not a curated record
UCAUUGUCUGUAUCCUAAGCUCCCCAAAAACUGAACCGACGUGAAAAAAUAUUUGUAAAUAAAAAUAUGGUAAAAAAAAAAAAAAACUUGAAAUAAUAUAUUUAUUAUUUCACUUUUGGAAAGCUACGCUAAUCCCGUGUGACGUAGACUACACUUACUUUUAUUUCCAGGCUUUGCUUGGGUACGGCGAAAACCUCAAUAAGGCGCAGUGGCUGUGCGAGGGGACUGUGAUCAGCGAGAGAUUCAUACUGACGGCUGCACGGUGCACUACUGCGGGUACCCUUGGGACUGUAACAUAUGCUUCGCUGGGAGUCAGAAGUAAUGACAGACAUAAGAACACCCACAUUUACAAGAUCAAGAGGGUAUUUAAUCAUCCUAAAUACAACGAGCCGUCGUGGUACCACGACAUAGCACUUCUGCAAACUGAACAAGAAAUACAUUUUAACAGUGAACUCCUGCCUGCUUGUUUGGAUGUUGGUGCUCAUGAUACGUCAAUAGCAGAAACAGCUGGCAUUGUUGCAAGAUUUGCCAAUAAAAAUCAAAGUACCUCACGUAAUAUGGAAUCUGUAUACUUGGAUAAAAUGCACCGAUUGAAGUGCAAAUACAGAUAUAGACCGAACAAUAACCUACUGCACGGGUUUGACGUUUACAAGCAAAUGUGCUAUGAAGAGCAUAUUAAAACUGGCAAAACUUGCAAGCGUUUAAGUGGAAGUCCACUACAAGUGGAUCAGUUCAGAUGCCAAUAUACCGCCAUCGGCGUGACAGGCGAGGUCGUGCCAUGCGGGUCUUCGCGAGUUCCUGACAUUUUUACUAGGAUAUUCACCCACGUUCCCUGGAUCGAGAGCAUCGUGUGGCCAGAUGAAGACUGACAUUCGUAGCACAUCAAUAAAUUUACAUAGAUUUCUACUUAU